This is a messenger RNA of Pseudomyrmex gracilis, 2192 nucleotides long. RefSeq names its product RNA-binding protein cabeza-like. Gene Ontology annotation, biological process: regulation of DNA-templated transcription. Lineage: Eukaryota; Metazoa; Arthropoda; Insecta; Hymenoptera; Formicidae. Bases 291 to 1547 code for a protein of 418 amino acids. Gene Ontology annotation, molecular function: transcription coregulator activity; RNA binding. Gene Ontology annotation, cellular component: nucleus. The record is from RefSeq and is a predicted model, not a curated record. The transcript has 8 exons.
UUCAUUUCCGUUUCCGUCUGCAAAAUAUGGAGUUAACUUGAGCGGAUUCGGUGGGAUCGUCGUUUAUUAUCUGUGUAUCGUUGUGCUGGUCACUCAAUGUCGUUGCAUGAUCGCAUUCAGUCUUGAGGAAAACGAAGUAAAGAAUACGUUGACGUUACGUUCCACUACAGGGACAAAUAGUUGCAAAAAAACACACGAUCGGAAUUGUUUGCUGAUUCGAGCGUUGCCUUUCCGUUCGUUGACGAAUAUUUUUAUCAUAUAUUCGAACGUUCAUCGAAAAGAGCAGCAAAAUGACGGAUAGUCAAUAUUCAAAUUAUCAACAACAAGGUUAUAACCAAUAUAGUCAACCACCACCUUCAUCAAGCCAGGAUACAUCAUAUCCUUCUCAUUCAUCUGGUGGAUCUGGUAGUGGCUACAAUCAAUAUAGUCAGCCACCGCCAAGUAGCAGUAGUAACUAUAGCAAUUAUAAUAGUUAUAACUCUAAUAGUCAAGACUAUCAAUCUCAAAGUCAAGGCAGUUAUGGGCAGAAUAGUUAUGGAGGAUCAGGCAGUGGAGGAGAAGGCAGUAAUUACAGUGGAAACUAUGGACAUGGAGGAGGAAGUAGUGGCUAUAGUCGUAGCUCAGGUGGUUAUCAUGGAGGCCAAGGAGGUAGUGGAAGUGGUAGAUACAGCGAUCGUGGCGGUUAUGGAGAUCGCUCUGGUGGUGGUUACAACAGUGGCGGAGGCCGUGGUGGUUAUAACAAAGGAGGAUACAAUGACCGUAACAGCGGUAGCGGUGACGGAAUGGUUACACAAGAGGAUACUAUUUUUGUGUCCGGUAUGGAUCCAUCGAUUUCCGAAGAAGAGAUUUGUCAACAUUUUGGAGCUAUCGGCGUUAUCAAGAAUGACAAACGCACGGGUAAACCAAAAAUUUGGCUAUACAAAGACAAGAAUACUGGAAAAUCAAAGGGUGAAGCGACAGUCACUUACGAUGAUCAGAACGCCGCACGUUCGGCCAUUAACUGGUUUGAUGGUAAAGAUUUUAAGGGUUGUACGAUAAAAGUGCAAAUGGCACAACACAAGAGCAACUGGCAGGGUAAUCGCAUGGGAGGUGGUCGCGGCGGCGGCGGUGGCCGUGGUCGUGGUGGCGGCGGAAAUUUUGGUAGUCGUGGUGGCGGUGACCGUGAUGAUCAUCAUCGCGGUGGAGAUGAUCGCCGCGAUGGUGGCGGCCGCGGAGGCGAUUGGAGGUGUCCAAACCCUGAUUGCGGUAACACGAAUUUUGCCUGGCGAGAUCAGUGUAAUCUCUGCAAGAGUUCAAAACCGGAAGGUCUCGGUUACGGUGGUAGUAGUGAUCGCGGCAGAGGAGGCAGCGGUCGCGGUGGUGGCGAUCGUGGUAACCGAGGAGGUUUCAGAGCUGGUGAUCGAGGUGGACGUGGAGGUGAUAGAGGUGGCAGAGGUGGCGGCGGUUUCCGGGGCGGAGACCGAGGAGGUCGCGGAGGUCGAGGUGGCCCCAUGAGAGGAGGCGGCGGCCGAGGCGACAGGGACAGGGAUCGUCAGCGACCGUAUUAAUUUUUCAUAUUUGUACACAUAUGACGAUCGCCAUAUACUAAACGACUUGUACACAUUCUGUACACAAUUUCAGUGCUUGUACAUUUCGCUUAGCGUAGCUUCUAUGUAUUCUUACUGUCUCUUUCUUUGUGCGUACCCUUUUUAUAUUCAUCAAAAAGUAUAAAUUGUAUGUUAUGUUCGUACAUAUAAAAAAAUUCGUAUUAUAUACAUAUAUAUAUAUAUAGUAUAACAAUAUAAUCUUGAGUAGACAAAUAAACAAAACUUCUUUCCUUCUUUCAAUAACUAUAAACCCACAUCGACUCAUGUAACCUUCCUCUUUCAAUUUCAUAUUUUUGGAUAUUAUUUAAAUCUGUGUAUUAUCAGUUACAAAUCAAUCAAUAAACGAGACUUCGAAUACUAUAUAAAUGCCGCAACAAAUUCUUAUUUAUCAUUCAUUAUUGUGUUUAUUGCGAAAUAUUCGUGUUCGAAAAAAAGAAAAGAAUUCGGAAAAUUUGUUUAUUGAAAGUUGAAAAUAUAAUACAAUCAAUUUAUUUUAUUACACUUAUACGUAUGCAAAUCUUCUGGCGAAGUAUAACUUAGACAUGAUUGAAAUAAACAUGUCUCUAUAAUUGAAUGUAAAAAACCAAAGUCCCAUAGUAAACAAAU